AUGAAUUUCAUUAAUCUCUCUCUUGAAAAUACUGGUAAAAUUACUCAUUCAUUAUUUGGAGAUUUUAGUGGGAAUGGGGCUAUUGAACUUCUCCUUGUGAGGUCACAAACAACUAUUGAACUUUAUCGAAUUAAUGAAAAUGAUCAAGUAUCAUUAUUACUUCAAGAGAGUGUAUUUUGUAUGAUUAGAAGUAUAUGUAAAAUAAGGAUUGGAUCUGAAGCUAAAGACUAUAUUCUUAUUGGAUCAGAUAGUGGUUCAAUAACAUUAUUAGGAUAUUCUUUUGAACAAAACAAAUUAAUUCCAAUUUGUAAUGAAAUAUUUGGUAAAAGUGGAAUUCGAAGAGUAGUUCCUGGAGAGUAUAUUUGUUCAGAUCCAAUGGGAAGAGCUGCAAUGAUUGGUGCAAUUGAAAAACAAAAAUUAGUUUAUAUAUUUAAUAGAGAUAAUAAUGGAAAAAUUACUAUUUCUUCUCCAUUAGAAGCACAUAAAAGUAAUACUAUAUGUUAUAAUAUUAUUGCAUUAAAUGUUGGAUAUGAUAAUCCAAUAUUUGCAACAAUAGAAGUUGAUUAUAAUGAACAAUAUUUAUCACAUAUUGAACAUCGUAUUAUUAAGAAAUACGUUGUACUUUAUGAAUUAGAUCUUGGACUUAAUCAUGUUAUUAGAAAAGUUGCAGAACCAAUUGACCCAACAUCAAAUUAUUUAAUUCCUAUUUUAUCAUUAAAUGAAGAGUGUCAUUAUGGUAUUUUUAUUUGUUCAGAAGACAAAAUUACAUGGUUUAAUAUCGGACAUGAUAAAGUGUGUAUUCCAAUUCCUAAAUAUCAUAAUCAAUCGAAUACUCAUUCAACUUUAAUUACAUCUCAUGUGAUGAGGACUCAUAAAGGAAAACAUUUUGUAUUACUUCAAAGUGAAUUUGGAGAUCUUUUUCAGUUAUUAUUUGAUACAAAAGAAAAAGGUCAAUUAGAUAAUAUUCAUAUAAGAUAUUUCGACUCAAUACCAAUUGCACUUUCUCUUCAAUUUUCUAAACGAGGACAUUUAUUAUGUAUUGGAGAGUAUGGAGAUUCAAUAUUAUAUAAUAUUAUUUCAAUGGAAAAUAUAAAUGUUCCAUUAGAAAAAAAUGGUAGAUUAGAAUUUGAACGUCAUGAAGAAAUAUUGAAUUUAGAAGAAUUUUAUAGAUUUAAAUCAUUAGCACCUUUAAUUGAUUUAAAAGUUGCACCUGCAACUUCUUCACAAGACACAACAAAAAUGUAUGCAUUUUGUGGUAAAGGAAAUCAAAGUACAAUUAAAAUAUUAAAAAAUCAAUUAAAUACUCUUGAUGCAGUAGAAAUUGAACUUCCUGCUAUUCCAAUUAGUGUUUGGCCACUUAAAAAAGAAACAGAUGAAUAUCAUCAAUAUUUAGCAAUAAGUUAUUCAAAUAUUACUACAUUAUUAAAAAUUACUGAAGAUGAAAUGAGUGAAUGUAAUACAACUCCAAUUUUAUUAUCAACUCCAAGUUUAUUAGUAUCUAUGUUAUCUGAUGGAACAUUUCUUCAAGUUAUGACUGAUAGAAUUAUUGUUUAUUCUGAACCAAUUCAACAAUUUAUUACUGAAAAUCAAAAAUAUGUUUGUGCAUCUUGUAAUGGUUCGGAAUUAAUUGUUUCUGUUGAAAAAAAUAACCAAACUGCUUUAAUUUAUUUCCAAUAUCAAAGUGGUCAUUUAUUAACAAUGGAAAGAAAAGAAAAUUUAGCAAAAAUUACUGCAUUAGCUCUUGACCAAUUUCAUCCUUCUCAACAUUGUGCUAUUGGUUGUGUUGAUGGUAGUGUUCAUUUAUUAUCUUUAAUUCCAAAUGAAACUACAAAAGCAUUAUCUCGUGUUUCAUUACAAACAUAUGAUUGUUCUGUUAAUUCAUUAACAUUUAAUAUCAUUGAUAAUAAAUCUUAUUUAUUUGCUGGUUUAUCAAAUGGAUUAUUAGGAAGAAGUACUUAUGAUCCUAUUAGUGGUGAAAUUAAUGAAUCUUCUCUAAACUUUGUUGGUUCAAGACCAGUUACUUUAUCAAAUGUUAAAGAUUGUGGAGAAGAUUCAGUAUUAGCUAUUAGUGGAAGAUCAUUAUUAUCAUAUAAAAAUGGAACUAAAAUUAAAACAACACCACUUAAUAUUCAAAAUACAACUCUUGCAUGUGGAAUUUUAGUUCCAUUUGUUGAUAAUGCUAUCGCUAUUAUUUGUGAAAAGGUUAUGAAAAUUAUUACUAUUGAAUCAACUUCUUCAUCUCUUACUGGAAAAAACAUUCAAUUAUCAUACACACCAAGAAAAAUUAUUACUCAUCCAACAAUUCCUUUAUUAUAUAUUCUUGAAGGUGAUAAUAAUUCUUGUAAAGUUGGUAAUGAAAUUAUUCAAACAAAUGAAGGUAAUUGGGUUGGUGGUAUUCAUAUUUUAGAUGCAAGCCAAGAUGAAUUAAUUCAAUUUAUUGAUUUUGAUAAUAAUAAACAUCCAACUGCUGGAUGUGUUGUACGGUCAAUAUCAAAAAAUCAAACGUACUUAAUCGUUGGAGUAAUUGAAUCAUAUAAAACUCGACCAAUUCAAUGGAAAUCAAGUGAAAUUCAAGUAUAUAUAAUUAAUGAACAUUCAAUUAAUUAUUGUUAUUCAACAAAAGUAGAAUAUCCUGUACGUGCUUUUGCAGAGUUUAAAGGAAUGGUAUUAGCUGGAGUUGGAAAUGUAUUAAGGUUAUAUGACAUUGGUCUAAAGUCUCUUCUUAAAAAAGCAGAAAAAAGACAACUUGCUUCUGAUGUUGCACAACUUCAUGUAAUUGGAGAAACAAUUUUAUUAACAGGAAUUUCAGAUGGAUUUAACUUAAUUAGAUACAAUCAAAUUAAUCAUAAAUUUGAUAUUUAUGCUGAUUCAUUACCAAGAUGGGUUGUUACUGCAGCACCAUUAAAUCAAUCAACCGUUCUUGCAUCAGAUAAAUUUGGAGAAAUUUUUAUGUAUCAACUACCAAAAGAAAUUGAAGAAAAAGCAUUAAGUCCAUUUUCUACUUUACUUCAACCACAUAAAACAAUAUACGAAGGAUCAAAUUAUAAAAUGGUUACAGCUACUCAAUUCUUUAUUGGAGAUAUAGCAACUUCUUUUGCUCAAUGUUCAUUAAUACCAGGAGCUCCAAGUAUUUUUCUUUAUAGUAAUUUUAUGGGUGGAUUAUCUGCAUUAAUUCCAUUACAAAAUCAGAAUGAUAUUGAUUUUUAUCAACACCUUGAAAUGCAUAUGAGAGUUCACUGGACAAAUUUGACUGAUAGAAAUCAUAUCUCUUUUAGAAGUUCAAUGGUUCCUGUAAAAGAUACAGUAGAUGGUGAUUUAUGUGAAUUAUAUGAACGUCUUCCUUAUGAAAUUCAACAAGAAAUAGCAGAAGAAAUGGAAAAAGAAGUUAAUGAAAUUAUAAAGAAAUUACAUGAUUUGCGACAUUCUCGUUUAUUCUAA
Molecule: messenger RNA, 3438 nt
Organism: Entamoeba dispar SAW760
Lineage: Eukaryota; Evosea; Mastigamoebida; Endamoebidae
Product: pre-mRNA-splicing factor rse-1, putative
Exons: 1
Coding region: 1-3438 (1145 amino acids)
Biological process (GO): mRNA splicing, via spliceosome
Cellular component (GO): U2 snRNP; nucleus
Molecular function (GO): protein binding; U2 snRNA binding
Source: RefSeq, a predicted model, not a curated record